UGCUAUUAAAGCCAGGUUUUGUCGGUCCCUUGAAUGGCCUUAGUAGCACUAUAUUUAAAUAAAUGCAUUUCUUUUUCAGCUGCUACUAAGCAGAAUCCCGUGUGCUGCCAUGGACAGUGUGGAGAUGGAAUCUGUCCAGAUUAAAGAGGAGUUCUCUGAACCUGAACUUGUCCUCUUUAGAGCGGAGGUCGCUGGGUUGGCUUCCCUUCCCAUUAAACAGGAGCUCUGUGAGAUGCAGUGUGACAGCAGUCAGCCACAGGUCUCUGAGAUUAAAGCUGAGCACAGUGAAUUGGAGAUCUCUCAGACAGAAGAACCCCUUCCUGUGAAACAAGAAGAGGUGCUGGAAAUUAACCAUAUUAAACAGGAGCCCUCUGAAGUAGAGUUUGACCACAUGGAACCAGGGAAGGAAGAAUCCGAGGACUUCAAACCAAACAUCCCUGAGCUGGAGAGAAUCUGCGUGAGAGAGCAAGGUGCUGGAGAGGAAGGCUCUCCCAACAUCAUGCAAGGAGGUGGAAAGGAAGACGGUCAGUCACAUUCAGAAUGCAGUCUAGCAGGUUCCAGUCCAGCAGCUAAAGCGAGGGCAGGCGGUGGAGAAUAUCCUGACUGUGGGAAAGGUUUCAUGCAGAUAGGGCAUUUAAACAAAACCCAACGAACUCACACAGGCGAGAAACCGUAUCACUGCUCUGACUGUGGGAAGAGUUUCAAUCAUUUUAGAAACCUAAAACAACACCAGCGAAUUCACACAGGAGAGAAACCGUAUCACUGCUUUGACUGUGGGAAGAGUUUCAGUCAGUUAAACAGCCUUGUUUUACACGAGCGAACUCACACAGGAGAGAAACCGUAUCACUGUUUUGACUGUGGGAAGAGUUUCAGUCAGUCAAACAGCCUUGUUUUACACCAGCGAACUCACACAGGAGAGAAACCGUAUCACUGUUUUGACUGUGGGAAGAGUUUCAGUCGGUCAGACAGCCUUGUUUCACACCAGCGAACUCACACAGGAGAGAAACCGUAUCACUGUUCUGACUGUGGGAAGAAUUUCAGUCGGUCAGGCAGCCUUGUUUCACACCAACGAACUCACACAGGAGAGAAACCGUAUCGCUGCUCUGACUGUGGGAAGAGUUUCAGACAGUUAGGAAGCCUAAAAGAACACCAGCGAGUUCACACAGGAGAGAAACCGUAUCACUGUUCUGACUGUGGGAAGAGUUUCAGUCAGUUAGGAAGCCUAAAAGGACACCAACGAACUCACACAGGAAAGAAACCGUAUCACUGCUCUGACUGUGGGAAGAGUUUCAGUCAGUUAGGAAGCCUAAAAGGACACCAGCGAACUCACGCAGGAGAGAAACCAUAUCACUGCUCUGACUGUGGGAAGAGUUUCAGUUGGUCAGACAGCCUUGUUCCACACCAGCGAACUCACACAGGAGAGAAACCAUAUCACUGCUCGGACUGUGGGAAGAGUUUCAGUCGGUCAGACCACCUUGUUUCACACCAGCGAACUCACACAGGAGAGAAACCGUAUCACUGUUCUGACUGUGGGAAGAGUUUCAGUCGGUCAGACAGCCUUGUUUUACACCAGCGAACUCACACAGGAGAUAAACCGUAUCACUGCUCUUGCUGUGGGAAGAGGUUCAGUCAUUUAGGAAGCCUAAAAAAACACCAGCGAGUUCACACAGGAGAGAAACUGUGUUGCUGCUCUGACUGUAGGAAGAGUUUCCGUCUUAAACAAGCCAUUCAAAAACACCAGCGAAUUCACAGAGGAGAGAAACCUUAAAGACUGUUUUGUAUAUCACUCUUAACCCUUUGCGGUCCAUUUUUUCAGCAUGUAUGUUUUGUGUAUCACUCUUAAGAGCAUGCAUUUUAAAUUAUAAAAAUGCAAAUCCACUCUCUUGCUCUCUGUCAAAGUGGGCGGUGACGCUGACACGUCACAAGAGGCUUCUCUGCUGUCAGUUUAACUCAGGCUGUCAAUGCAGUCAGUGCCUGGGAGCGAGAAUAUGCAGAAAGGAAACUAUUCCACACCUCAUCUGAUGGACGAGUUGGGAUAAAUCAGUAACUCAGUGUGGAAAUGAGUUUCAGAGUUUAACAUUUGAACUUCAUUAACUUGAAAAUAAAUAAAUUGAUGGGAAUGAGUAUCCAGACCCCUGAUGUAGCAUCCCAGAGACGAGACUGCAGCGUCCUUACUGGGCAACCGCCUGGAGGAUGGGUCUUGGAAAUUCAUCACUAUUCAAAAACGUAUGAAAACUGAUAGUGUCGCAUGACUGUAUUAUGACAUGAAUGAGUGAAUAUUGCGUGACGUGUCGCUUUGCAGUGUGCAUUGUCCAUGCUUGUGUUUGUGCUGCCUUUGUAAAGUGCCCCGAGUAAUAGCAGUGCAGCAGGCAUGUGUACGGAUCUUGGGUACAUAAAGUCAUAGCUGUUUUGCAGUAUCUUGCACUCGGUGCCAAAUUCCCAAUGAAAAUGUAGCUGAGCUAUGACUAUUAAUCAGGGUUCGUACGCUAGUCUGGAAUUCUGGAAAAAGUAUGGAAAAAUGCAAAACUGAUUUCCAGGGCUUGAAAAACCACGUCUCCGUUAUGAAAGUCUUGGAAAAAGUCUGGAAUUUUACUAGCAUCACGGGAAAAUGAUUCUGCGAUUACUUUUAUUAUUAAUAAUAAUUGAUCUCUAAAGCAGGUCAGCAGCUCUAGCAGUAACUGUCUAGACAAUUUACUAGUAGCAGCUAUGUUGCUUGUGACCAAAUUCCGCGAGGAUUGCCCCGUGUAACACCCCUGACAACGCCCUGACAACUCAAAAGCAAUCCUAUCCAGUCAGCGCACUGGUAUAUGUCACAUGACUGUCUGCUCCAGUGAAACGAAGGGUAAAAUGGAGUCUACGACAGCCAAGGCUAUGAUUUUUAAACAAAGUUACAGACUGGAAUUACAAGCUACUGUACUCUGCUCACCGAGAUUCACAUUUUGUUAUCUUGUUGUUACCUUUAUUAAAUCGUUAAUGUUAUUUCCCAACCCAGGAAAAAAAAAAUGUAAUACGAUAGUUAGGGUGUAUUCAAACUGGGCUCAUUUCAAACGUCCUCAGAUCGGUUUGUUUGUUUUGAAGCAGUGUAUCAAUGUGCUAGCUGUUCACACUUGCCUUGUAUACAAACGUACUGACUUUGUUUGGAAAUUAACUGGGGCUCGUUUUCGUGGUUCACUUACGUGUUUUCCCAGGACUCAGUUCACUUGUGUUCAUAUUGAAAUAAUCAGGGCAGCAGUGUGGAGUAGCGGUCAGGGCUCUGGACUCUUGACCGGAGGGUUGUGGGUUCAAUCCCCAGUGGGGGACACUGCUGCUGUACCCUUGAGUAAGGUACUUUACCUAGAUUGCUCCAGUAAAAACCCAACUGUGUAAAUGAGUAAUUGAAUGUAAAAAUAAUGUGUAAAAAAAAUUAUAAUUUUAUGUAAAAAUAAUGUGAUAUCUUGUAACAAUUGUAAGUCGCCCUGGAUAAGAGUGUCUGCUAAGAAAUAAAUAAUAAUAAAGUGAACUCGUUUUUUAUUAAUAAAGACCAUCGGAUGUUUACAUUUUCUGGCAUUGCUUCUUCACACUAUGUAAAUAUUCAAAUACAAUAGUAGUACAGUAGCUACUGUAUAUAUUGUUUAAUGUUUUGCUUUUUUUUCAUUUAUAUAAAAUUCUCGUAUAUUGAAAAAAAGAGCUACGGUAUUGUAAUAAUGACAACAGAUAUAAAGGAAUGUAUUUUUUAGGGAUAUAGCUCCUCGUGUAAAACAUUAGCAUAGAGUGUGUACAGCGAUGAAUAAAUAAAUUGUGUUUUAUUUCAUUUAUGCAAGACAACAGCGAACACGUAAUUCAUACCUGGGAACUAUUUGUCAAACUCUGAGACGGACAUCCUACUGCAUAGCAUUGUUUUCUUUCUUUAAGUUUACUAAACCAAAAUCAGGAACAUAUAAUAAUUUAGAAAAAAAAUCUGGUCCUUUUUUUAAUAUAAUACUUUGUAUUUUAGUUUUUUGGGGUUUUUUUUGCAGCACUGGUAAACAU
Molecule: messenger RNA, 4008 nt
Organism: Acipenser ruthenus (sterlet)
Lineage: Eukaryota; Metazoa; Chordata; Actinopteri; Acipenseriformes; Acipenseridae
Product: zinc finger protein ZFP2-like
Exons: 2
Coding region: 110-1768 (552 amino acids)
Biological process (GO): negative regulation of transcription by RNA polymerase II
Molecular function (GO): DNA-binding transcription repressor activity, RNA polymerase II-specific
Source: RefSeq, a predicted model, not a curated record